Lingula anatina is the source of this 2489-nucleotide messenger RNA. RefSeq lists its product as uncharacterized. Lineage: Eukaryota; Metazoa; Brachiopoda; Lingulata; Lingulida; Lingulidae. The record is from RefSeq and is a predicted model, not a curated record.
UUCUCUGACAGUAAUCUAGUGAGACUCCCUGCGAGGAUAGAUCGAUCUAAAAGCUCUGGGAAUACAGCCUUAGUAAUGUAUUAUAAAAGCAGUACAUGGGCAUGAUAAUUAGACUUCCAAGUAUAAUUCCAAAUCUCUUCUUCAUUAUUGCCAGCAUUACUAUCCGGACUGUAACAUGGAAGUAUAGAGAUGCAAUAGCCAAGGCACAAAGUCUUAAGCUGGGGAUUGACGCGGAGGCAGCUGCUCUGCUUGAACUUGAUUUUCUGGCUCGUGUGAACCAGUUCCCAAACUUAUAUGGCGGGCCUGUAGUCAGACGUGCCAUUCAGCGAUAUGAGGAAUUAUGGUUGCCACUUGCUGCAAGGCUCAAAGGCCAAAAGAUUGCCGCUCCUCUUGAUGUUGCCUGGGUAUGGCACUGCCACAUGCUGUCCCCCCUCAAAUACAGAGAGGAUUGCAUGGCACUUGUUAACUCAGUCAUAUGCCACCGUCUGCUCAGUGACCAAGAGAGAGGUGAUUGUUUGCUGAAGACUAAAGGUUUCUGGAUACAGGAAUAUGGUCCAGAUGUCCCAUUUGUGGUGGACUUGACAGAUGAUAUUUCACCAUCCUAUGAUUACCAAACAAAAUGUUCUUACAAUUUAGAGGCAGCCAUUGAAAGGCAGAGUGUGUUCUAUUAUCAGGUAUCCCUCCCCCAUUAUAGAUCCUGGACCUUCUUAGAGAAGGCUGUUCAGCGUUACAAAAUGUUUUUGUAUUUGAAACAACAAAAUCCUUAUGUCUUUCUUGUCCCCUGCUAUGACAUUGACCUUGUCUGGCAUGCACACCAGGUACAUCCAAACAUCUACCAAAUAGACACAGUCAACAUAUUGAGAAAAAUGCUAAACCAUGAUGAUACUGUUAAUGAUCGCAGCGAGGGAUCCAAGCUUGACAGAGCAAAUAAACUGACACGAAGACUUUGGCAGGCUUUAUAUGGUGUAAGCAUUGCACAACCUGGAUGUAUGUUCCGUGGUUCUCCACCAGAGGGGAAGAUUGUUGCCAUGACGACUGCACAGGUCAGCAGUAUCACCUCCAAACACACUCAUGUCACCAUCACAAAGGCAGAUGCCAUCAACGUACCACCUAGCACCAGAGAAGGGAAAGUCAAAAUUUUCCUCUGUAAGCUUUCUUUACCCCUUGGACCCUCAAAAAAGGUCUUCAAGAGAGCAUGCAAGCACAUUGUGUCAUUUAAAAUACCGUCUGGCAGCUUUAAGGGGAAGCGUUUUUUCUAUGACACAGGGAAGCACCCAUACCUUAUUCUCCAGGCCAUUGACACAACAAGGACAUGGUGUGGCUGUGGUGGGGAGGAGAUUGGGCUCAGUCAGCACCUUCUGGCAUAUCUUGUAGAGGAGCACCUAGGGAAGUACCACCAUUUUUCUCUGACUGUUAGGUUUCCAGAAGAGUUGAACGUCCAGCUUAAGAUGCACAUUGGUCAGCUCCAGCGAGGCCCAGCUAUCCUACAUGUAGUGGCUGACAAAUUUGUUAAGGCUGUGAUGCCAGAGAACCUCGAGUCCAUGUGGGGUCCCACACCACUGACUUUACUGCCCUCUGGUGUAAAGAAUGCAUGUGUGGUGGCAUCACAUAGGAUAUUCAAUCACAUUGAGAAACUGUGCUUCAUUUGUCGUAUAAUUCACUGUGAAUCACUGUUGAUGUCUGCAGUGCAGGUAUUCUAUGAGAACAAAAUGGUCGCUUUGGGUCACCUCAUUGACACCGACCAGUUACCAGACAAAUUACAGUUGGAAAGUGGUAAAAGUGGGUGUUGUAUUCUGAAUACAGACAAUGCUGAGAGGGCAAUACAGAUCAAGAAUGCACGCGGGGACUGGGCCAUAGUGAAAGGGAAGUGGGAGGGUUAUGUGAAAGGAAUUCCAGGAGUACCUGGUGUCCCUGGUGAGCCAGGCAUUCCUGGUGUGAGGGGCACUCCUGGUCGCCGUGGGAAAACAGGUCACCUGACGGUCAUGUGCUAUGAUUUGGUCCAUGGCCAGAAGAAUCCGCCACCUGUUGUCCGAGUCCCAUCUUCUGGAACCUUUGAUUUCAGGGUUAGAGAUGUCAGCGUAAACAUGGAGAACAGUCAGAUCAUGAUCAGUGCAGGGACUAAAGAUGUUGCUGAGCACCUGGCACUAGCUUUUUCUGUGUCCAUGCUUCACGUGAUGUGCCAACCCCGCCCCUACCUAAGGAGUGCCGUUGAUUCACAGGAGAUUCGACCACCAGAAAAAGCCAAACUUAAAAACAUGAAGUACCAGGAUCUAUCUUUUCUGGUUUCUGCGGGUUUCUUGACUACAACCCCUUGCAACCCCUAUAUCAAGAACCAUGUUAACAGUGGGAGGUGUGCUGGCUGUUGUGGGAGGGAGGAAGGUGGGGCUUGUGGAGGGUGUGGAGGGUGUGGGGGCUGUGGUGGGUGUGGUGGGUGUGGGGCAUGUGGGGGUUGUGGGGGAUGUGGGGGUUGUGGGGGAUGUGGGGGAUAG